GUUAGUCGCCGUCUUCAGUGGUGUGCCCUGGGUUUGCCUCUCCGUCGCUGCCGUCCGAUCCUUGCAUCAGCGCCCCCCUCCUUGGCUCUUGCCCAACCGCUCUUCUUGCCCUCCUACCCUCAGCUACCCCCCGGUUUCUGCCGUCGGGGCUCUGGGGUCGGGCGAAUGAUGCGGUCGGAGAGCGGAGCUGAGCGCCUGGGCCCGGCGUCUGCGCAGGUGGGGACGGCUACGGCCUCGGCGGUGACCAGGGCCACCCCAGCGGGCGGCGGCCCCGACCCAGAGGCCUCAUCGGCCUUCCCCGGACGUCACCUGAGCGGGCUGAGCUGGCCACAGGUGAAGCGGCUGGACGCGCUGCUGAGCGAGCCGAUUCCCAUUCACGGGCGAGGCAACUUCCCCACGCUGAGCGUGCAACCCCAGCAGAUUGUGCAGGUGGUCCGCAGCAGCCUGGAAGAACAGGGACUACAGGUACACAGUGUGAGGCUUCACGGUUCUGCUGCCAGCCACGUGCUGCAUCCUGAGAGCGGCCUGGGCUACAAGGACCUGGACCUGGUGUUCCAGGUGGACCUGCGCAGCGAGGAGUCCUUCCAGCUGACCAAGGCAGUGGUGCUGGCCUGCCUGUUAGACUUCCUGCCGGCCGGUGUGAACCGAGCCAAGAUCACACCACUGACUCUCAAGGAGGCAUAUGUGCAGAAGCUGGUAAAAGUGUGCACAGACACAGACCGCUGGAGCCUCAUCUCACUGUCUAACAAGAGCGGCAAGAAUGUAGAGCUCAAGUUUGUGGACUCGGUGAGACGCCAGUUUGAGUUCAGCGUAGAUUCCUUCCAGAUCAUCCUGGACUCCCUGCUACUCUUUGGCCAAUGCUCACCCACGCCCAUGUCUGAGGCCUUCCACCCAACAGUGACAGGUGAGAGCUUGUAUGGGGACUUCACUGAGGCCCUGGAGCACCUGCAGCACCGUGUCAUUGCCACACGCAACCCUGAGGAGAUCCGUGGUGGUGGCCUCCUUAAGUACUGCCACCUCCUGGUGCGGGGCUUCCGGCCACGGCCCAGCACUGAUGUGAGUGCCCUGCAGCGCUACAUGUGUUCCCGCUUCUUCAUCGACUUCCCAGACCUGGUGGAGCAGCAGCGUACCCUGGAGCGCUACCUGGAGGCCCACUUCAGUGGGGCAGACACUGCCCGCCGUUAUGCCUGCCUGGUGACACUGCACCGGGUUGUCAACGAGAGCACUGUGUGCCUCAUGAACCACGAGCGCCGCCAGACCCUGGACCUCAUUGCCACGAUGGCACUCCAGGCACUCGCUGAGCAGGGCCCAGCCGCCACUGCUGCCCUGGCCUGGUGUCCUCUAGGCUCUGACCGGGUUGUGCCAGCCACUGUCAAUUACUACGUGACCCCUGUGCAGCCUUUGCUGGCUCGAGCCCACUCCUAUCCCACAUGGCUACCUUGUAACUGACUCAGACCCUGGCCAGAGGGGUGGGGACUGGGCCUCACAGGGUGGGGUGGGACAUCCAGAAGUGUGUGGAGAACAUAACUAGAGAUAGGCAACCUGUGCCAGGUGGCCCAGCACUGCUACAGAGUUGGGCCUUCAGUAGAACAGACCAGACUUCCCUGAGUGAGGCCCCUGUGGCAUUAAGGGCAAGCUGGGAUUCUUGACAAGAGAUCCUUUGGUGGUUGCACCACACUUUUGGACCAGAAUGAUUAUGGGGUAUAGAGACAUUUAUCUUGAGGCUCAAUU
Messenger RNA from Otolemur garnettii (small-eared galago), 1731 nucleotides. It is a transcript of the gene TENT5B, whose product is annotated as family with sequence similarity 46 member B. The transcript is spliced from 2 exons. The coding region runs from base 166 to 1449 and encodes 427 amino acids. Gene Ontology annotation, molecular function: poly(A) RNA polymerase activity; RNA binding. NCBI's taxonomy places the organism in Eukaryota, Metazoa, Chordata, Mammalia, Primates, Galagidae. Gene Ontology annotation, biological process: mRNA stabilization. The record is from RefSeq and is a predicted model, not a curated record.